This is a messenger RNA of Sapajus apella (tufted capuchin), 754 nucleotides long. Its product is annotated as X antigen family member 5-like. The record is from RefSeq and is a predicted model, not a curated record. The coding region runs from base 300 to 623 and encodes 107 amino acids. The transcript is spliced from 4 exons. NCBI's taxonomy places the organism in Eukaryota, Metazoa, Chordata, Mammalia, Primates, Cebidae.
UUUGGUUUGAUUUGAUUUUUUUGAGACGUAGUUUUGCUCUUAUUGCCCAGGCUGGAAUGCAAUGGCACAAGCUUGGCUGCCUGCAACCCUCGCCUCCAGAGUUCCAGUGAUUCUCCUGCCUCUGCCUCCCUACUUGCUGGGAUUACAGGCACCUGCCUGCAAGCCUGGCUAAGUUUUUGUAUUUUUAGUAGAGGCCGGGUUUCACCAUGUUGGCCAGGCUGGCCUUGAACUCCUGACCUCAGGUCAUCCACCCAGUUCUGCCUCCUAAAGUGCACACUGUUCUAUUUGCAGAGUGAAAUAUGAGUGGGCGAGAAAGAAAACAUAGACCAUUACGACAUGUGCGACUUGUUCAGCUGACCAGGCCUGCCGAGCCCAGUGUGCCAGAGCCUCAACGAGAAAAACCACCAGCUGAAAGUCUGGAUCCUACACCUGGUCAGAAGAGAGAAGAAGAUCAGGGUGGAGCUAAGAUUCGAAUGCCCCACCUGAAAGCUGAUCUCCAGAAGCUGUCUCAGUCAAAGACUGGGGGUGAAUGCGGAGAUGGUCGUGAUGUACAGGGGAAGAGUGUGCCAAAAUCAGAGGAAUUUAAAAUGCCAGAAGGAGCAGAAGAGAAACCACAGGUUUAAACGAAGACGAGCUGAAAGAAUGCAAACUGCAUUUAUCUGAGAUAUUUGACUUUUAAAAAUCUCAAUAAAGUUUUCCAGUUUUCUCCAAAGAAGUUUUGCACAUGUUUUGUUCAUUUAUUCUCACAUAAUAG